Pieris macdunnoughi is the source of this 1056-nucleotide messenger RNA. NCBI's taxonomy places the organism in Eukaryota, Metazoa, Arthropoda, Insecta, Lepidoptera, Pieridae. The record is from the annotation of a GenBank genome assembly.
AUGGCAGUACCUAGUAGAGCUCGGGUAUAUGCCGACGUUAACUCACAAAAGCCCAGAGAGUAUUGGGAUUACGAAAGCUUUGUGGUAGACUGGGGUAAUCAAGAAGACUAUGAGUUGGUUCGAAAACUUGGGCGUGGAAAAUACAGUGAAGUAUUUGAAGCAAUGAAUAUAAAAAAUAAUGAAAAAUGUGUAGUUAAAAUAUUGAAGCCUGUUAAAAAGAAGAAAAUAAGAAGAGAAAUUAAAAUAUUAGAAAAUUUAAGAGGAGGCACAAAUAUAAUAUCAUUACAAGCUGUAGUAAAGGAUCCUGUAUCCCGCACCCCAGCACUCAUAUUUGAACACGUCAACAACACUGAUUUUAAACAACUCUAUCAAACAUUAACAGAUUAUGAUAUAAGGUAUUAUCUGUAUGAACUUUUGAAAGCAUUAGAUUAUUGCCACAGUAUGGGCAUAAUGCAUAGAGACGUAAAGCCUCACAAUGUAAUGAUUGAUCAUGAUAAUAGAAAGCUACGUCUCAUUGAUUGGGGAUUAGCUGAAUUUUAUCAUCCCGGACAAGAAUACAAUGUUCGUGUUGCUUCAAGGUACUUUAAGGGACCUGAACUCCUGGUUGACUAUCAAAUGUAUGAUUACUCAUUGGAUAUGUGGUCACUAGGAUGUAUGUUGGCAUCCAUGAUUUUCCGUAAGGAGCCAUUCUUCCAUGGCCAUGAUAAUUAUGACCAACUUGUACGUAUUGUCAAAGUGCUAGGCACUGAAGAAUUGUUUGAAUACUUGGAUAAGUAUCACAUAGAAUUGGAUCCACGUUACAAUGAUAUACUUGGAAGGCACUCUCGAAAGCGGUGGGAUCGAUUUGUACAUUCAGAAAAUCAGCAUUUGGUGUCUCCUGAAGCUUUAGACUUCUUGGACCGUCUUUUGCGCUAUGACCAUUAUGAGCGCUACACGGCCCGUGAAGCUAUGGACCAUCCAUACUUUUAUCCGAUUGUGAAGGAGCAAGGCAGAAUGGCAUCUUCUAAUUCACCAACUCCAAAUGUAUUGCAGGGGGCAAUAAAUGCAAAAGAAUAA